AGCGAGCGACUGAUGUUUUCAACCUCCCAGCUGUUCCCACAACCUCUCCACGUGCUGUUGUUGACCCUGACUCAUUAACAACAACAACCCCCCUACCUGGGUCACAGUUCCCUCACCUCUACCUGUGCCUCAACUUUCCAGCUGUACCUCGUCUCUCCAACUGUGCCUCGACUCUGCAGCUGUGCCUCGACUCUCCAACUGUGCCUUAACAAUUAAGCUCUAUGCCACAUCCUUGGUGUAAAAGAGCCCACCCAACAUCAUCAUUGCAGGAUUUCACCUUAGCUUAGUCUUAGAGAGACCAGCUAUCUGGAGAUAUAAUGGAGGAAGAGCCAACAUCCUCAGACACUGUUAAUAAGGAAAUUGUGAUCGCUCCAAAGAAAGAAAGAAAAAUUUUCCGACCUCGAAAUGUUGUGAAAGGCAUUCCAACUGAGAUAGAAAAUGACCCAAAACUUAAGCUAGCUAUGGACAUUUUGCCCCAAAAUUAUAAUUUUGAAAUACCUAAAACUAUUUGGAGAAUCAGACAAGCUGAGUCAAAACAUGUUGCUUUACAAUUUCCAGAGGGUUUAUUGUUAUUUGCUACAACAAUUGCUGAUAUAAUAGAGUCAUGGACAGGAGCAGAAAUUACAAUAAUGGGAGAUGUAACGUACGGAGGUUGUUGUAUUGAUGACUUUACUGCACGAGCCGUUGGUGCAGACUUCAUGGUUCACUAUGGUCAUUCGUGCCUUGUCCCAAUAGAUCAAACUGGCUCCAUUCCAUGCCUGUAUGUGUUUGUUGAUAUUCAGUUUGAUAUAGUGCAUCUUUCAGAUACUAUUAAGGCAGUUUUUCCCUUGUCUGUACCAUUAGCUUUAGUGUCAAUUAUACAGUUUGUCAGUUCACUCCAAAAAAUUGCCAGUGAUCUCAAAAGUUGCGGAUACACAGUAUGUGUCCCACAGUGUCGGCCCUUAUCUCCAGGAGAGGUUCUUGGCUGUACUUCACCACCUGUUCCAGAAGGUCAUACUAUCAUUUGUCUUGGUGAUGGUCGAUUCCAUCUAGAGUCAAUAAUGAUUUCAAAUCCAGAAGUUCCAACAUAUUUGUACAAUCCUUACUCCAAGGUUCUGUCCAGAGAAUAUUAUGAUCAACCACUGAUGAAGAAAAUUCGUAAAGAUGCCAUUGAUAUAGCAAGCAAGGCUAAAAAAUGGGGAUUAAUAUUAGGAACUCUUGGCAGACAGGGUAACACCAAAGUUCUUGAAAACCUUCAGAAGCAGUUGAAAACGGCAGGGAAAGACUUCGUAGUUGUUCUUCUGUCCGAGAUAUUCCCAGCAAAGCUAGCAGCCAUGGGCGAUAUUGAAACAUGGGUGCAAGUGGCAUGCCCACGUCUUUCUAUCGACUGGGGUGCUUCUUUCCCUCGGCCAUUAUUAAACCCAUAUGAAGCAACUGUGGCUCUCAGACAUGCUGAAUGGCAUGCUCAACAUUACCCAAUGGACUUUUAUGCCAAUGAGAGCUUGGGAGAGUGGACACCUAAUCACAAACCACCUUGCCCUUGUGGUUUUACUCGGAGCACUGGUUGUAAAGGAUUAAAGUGCAAGAGUGUACAGAAUCAUUAAUUGAUUGGCAUGUACCCUACAAGUACAAUUGGAUGUAGAGAAUUAUAAUUAUAUUAAACCUAUAAAGGUUAA
This is a messenger RNA of Procambarus clarkii (red swamp crayfish), 1655 nucleotides long. It is a transcript of the gene Dph1, whose product is annotated as diphthamide biosynthesis 1. Gene Ontology annotation, biological process: protein histidyl modification to diphthamide. Lineage: Eukaryota; Metazoa; Arthropoda; Malacostraca; Decapoda; Cambaridae. Gene Ontology annotation, molecular function: 2-(3-amino-3-carboxypropyl)histidine synthase activity. The record is from RefSeq and is a predicted model, not a curated record.